Molecule: messenger RNA, 1500 nt
Organism: Protopterus annectens (West African lungfish)
Lineage: Eukaryota; Metazoa; Chordata; Ceratodontiformes; Protopteridae
Product: vegetative cell wall protein gp1-like
Exons: 3
Coding region: 1-1500 (499 amino acids)
Source: RefSeq, a predicted model, not a curated record
AUGACGCUAAACGGCACCAAAAAAGGAAAAAAACAGCAGCAACAAUUACCAUUACCAGUUAUACCAUCUCCAUUACCUCCUCAAUCACCAUUACCAGUUAUACCAUCUCCAUUACCUCCUCAAUCACCAUUACCAGUUAUACCAUCUCCAUUACCUCCUCAGUUACCAUUACCAGUUAUACCAUCCCCAUUACCUCCUCAAUUACCAUUACCAGUUAUACCAUCUCCAUUACCUCCUCAGUUACCAUUACCAGUUAUACCAUCUCCAUUACCUCCUCAGUUACCAUUACCAGUUACACCAUCUCCAUUACCUCCUCAGUCACCAUUACCAGUUAUACCAUCGCCAUUACCUCCUCAAUUACCAUUACCAGUUAUACCAUCUCCAUUACCUCCUCGAUUACCAUUACUGGUUAUACCAUAUCCAUUACCUCUUCAAUUGCCAUUACCAGUUAUACCAUCUCCAUUACCUCCUCAGUUAUCAUUACCAGUUAUACCAUCUCCAUUACCUCCUCAGUUACCAUUACCAGUUAUACCAUCUCCAUUACCUACUCAAUCACCAUUACCAGUUAUACCAUAUCCAUUACCUCCUCAAUUACCAUUACCGUUACCAUUACCAGUUAUACCAUCUCCAUUACCUCCUCAAUCACCAUUACCAGUUAUACCAUCUCCAUUACCUCCUCAAUUACCAUUACCAGUUAUACCAUCUCCAUUACCUCCUCAGUUACCAUUGCCAGUUAUACCAUCUCCAUUACCUCCUCAAUUACCACUACCAGUUAUACCAUCUCCAUUACCUCCUCAAUCACCAUUACCAGUUAUACCAUCAAAAUUACCUCCUCAAUUACCACUACCAGUUAUACCAUCUCCAUUAACUCUUCAAUUACCAUUACCAGUUAUACCAUCUCCAUUACCUCCUCAAUCACCAUUACCAGUUAUACCAUCUCCAUUACCUCCUCAAUUACCACUACCAGUUAUACCAUCUCCAUUACCUCCUCAAUCACCAUUACCAGUUAUACCAUCAAAAUUACCUCCUCAAUUACCACUACCAGUUAUACCAUCUCCAUUAACUCUUCAAUUACCAUUACCAGUUAUACCAUCUCCAUUACCUCCUCAAUCACCAUUACCAGUUAUACCAUCUCCAUUACCUCCUCAGUUACCAUUACCAGUUAUACCAUCUCCAUUACCUCCUCAAUUACCACUACCAGUUAUACCAUCUCCAUUACCUCCUCAAUCACCAUUACCAGUUAUACCAUCAAAAUUACCUCCUCAAUUACCACUACCAGUUAUACCAUCUCCAUUAACUCUUCAAUUACCAUUACCAGAUAUACCAUCUCCAUUACCUCUUCGAUUACCAUUGCCAGUUAUACUAUCUCCAUUACCUCCUCGAUUACUAUUACCAGUUAUACCAUCUCCAUUACCUCCUCAAUCACCAUUACCAGUUAUACCAUCUCCAUUACCUCCUCAAUUACUAUUACCAGUUAUACCAUUUCCAUUACCUUCUUGA